AUGGAUUUAUUCCGCUCCGAUCGUCUGGAAUACCAUAGUUUCAACUCUCCUGAGGAUGACGACUUCUUCCAUUCCGUCCAGAGUGAUCCGGUUGCCUUCACAAACUCCUGUGCAUCACUCAUACGACCCAUGGACCGCCAAUUUACCGAGAACAUCAAAAAGCACCUCAUUGAGAACUCGCUGUUGUUUGUGGUCAUCUGUAGAACCACCGACGAUUCAGGCAGCCGGAUACCAUCUGAACGCAUCGGCACACUUUUCUUGAAGUCUCCAAGUCCAGAUAUGGCCCAUCACCGUUGCUCAGAAUUUGGCAUUGAUAUCAAGAAAGAAUAUCAAACCCGGGGAUACGGCGGCGAGGCAAUCGACUGGAUGCUUGACUGGGCGUUCAAGAAUGCUGGUCUGCACCGAGUGGAGUGCAAUGUCUUUGGUUGGAACACUCGCGCACACAAGAUCUAUCAGAGACUUGGCUUCCGGGAGGAGGGACGGAGAAGGGAAUGCUUGUUCAAAGAUGAUCAAUGGUGGGAUGAAGUGCAUUUGGGAAUUCUCAAGGAGGAGUGGCGGAAAAUCCGACAGGACCAAGCCACCGUGUGA
Molecule: messenger RNA, 588 nt
Organism: Penicillium expansum
Lineage: Eukaryota; Fungi; Ascomycota; Eurotiomycetes; Eurotiales; Aspergillaceae
Product: GNAT family N-acetyltransferase
Exons: 1
Coding region: 1-588 (195 amino acids)
Molecular function (GO): acyltransferase activity, transferring groups other than amino-acyl groups
Source: RefSeq, a predicted model, not a curated record